AUGUACCUUGGAGUAAGGGAUAUGGAUAUGGAUGUGAGGAUGGGGAUGGAAAGUAUGGGAAACUCUAUUAUUGUUGAUAGAAGUUGCAGGAGGACGGGUUGCGACGGCUUGAUGGGGGAGGGGGAGAUGAAGAGGGAGAUGGAGAUGGAGGAGCAUACAUGUGUUGAAAAAGAGGGGAAUGAGGAGAAGGUGAAUGAGGAGGAGGGGCAUGCUGCGGUGAUUUUUCAGGGAACUGAUUUGGAUGUGGAGAUUCGGGGUGUGGUGAUGAUGGGUCGGGAGAGAGAAAGAGAAGAAGAGGAAAAAGGGAAAGAGGGAGGGGAAGGAGGAGGACAACAACAGAAAGUGGGACAAGAACAACGAGAACAAGAACAAGUAAAACGAGAAGUGGAAGAGGAAGAGGAAGAAGAAAAAGGAAAAGAGAAAUCAUCACCUUCAGAGCUAUUACAGCAAUCAUGGGAUAUUGUCAUUGUUGGAACGGGAGCAGCAGGGUUGACGGCUGCGCUUGAAGCGGCGACUACUGGAUCAACACCUCAACAACAAGGAGAACAGAAACAAAAAAGACCUCUCCGCAUCCUGCUCCUCGAAAAAGCUCCUUUAGAGUGGGGAGCAGGCGGAAAUGGAUAUUUCACGGCAGCAGCAUAUCGCACGCAACAUUCGGGGUUGCGAGAUAUUCUGCCAUUGGUUUCCAAUGUAAGAGCAGAAGAUGAAGAUGAGGAAGUUCCAAAGAGACACAAAGAAGAUGAUGAAACAGUCGAAAAAGUCUCCAGCAACAAAAUCGACCUCCCACCUUACUCGGCCUCGGACUUCCAGCACGAUUUACAACGAGUCACACAAGGUCAGAGUGAUGCCGCACUGGGCGACAUUGUCAUUCGAGAGAGUUUGGAAUUGGUACAGUGGUUGAAACGAGUUGGGGGAGUGGAUUGGUGGCUCUCAUUUCGUCGACAGGCGUAUCAGAUUGAUGGUAGGUGGAAAUUUUGGGGAGGGUUGUGUUUGACUGUCAAGGAGGGGGGAAAAGGUUUGAUUCGGGAUUUGUUGGGAGCGGUAAAGAGACAGAAAGGGUGUGAGAUUUGUUUUGGGAGUGAGGUGAAGAAGUUGGUCGUUGAUGAUGAUUCGGGGGCGAAAAUCAAAGGAGUGGAAGUGGAAAUGGGUGGGAGGAGGUAUCAGGUCCAGACGAGGAAUGUGAUACUUGCCGCUGGGGGGUUUGAAGCCAGUCCGGAACUGAGGAAGAAAUGGAUGGGUCCCGGUUGGGAACGGGCGCAUACCAGAGGUACACCGUACAAUACGGGCGAUAUGUUGUUAGCUGCUUUGGACGUCGGAGCCAAGAGAGUAGGAGACUUCAGUCCGACUGGCUGCCACAGUGUCGCCUGGGAUGCCGACUCACCCAAGAACGGAGGUGAUCGGGAGAAGACGAAUGAAUUCACCAAGUCCGGCUACCCAUUAGGUCUGAUGCUCAACACUCAUGGGAGGCGCUUUGUCGACGAAGGAGUCGAUUUGCGAAAUUACACAUACGCCAAAUUCGGCCGCGCCAUCCUCGAGCAGCCACAGAGCAUUGCCUUUCAAGUCUGGGACCGCGAAGGUCAGCAAUGGCUACGAGCGGAAGAGUACCGCGACGAGAUUGUACAGAAAGUGACAGCAGACUCGAUUGAAGAGCUGGCGCGCAAACUCCACGACGACCAUCACGGUCUGCAGAACGCAGGCGAAUUCGUCCAAACUAUCCACGAAUACAAUUCUGCCGUCGCCGCUCAUCGCGCAGAAUACCCGCAUGCCCAAUUGAAUCCCGCAGUCCGAGACCAGCUCUCCACACAAUCGACGUCGGUGCAACUGGAAUUGCCCAAAUCGAAUUGGGCAGUCCCUAUUCGCACGCCGCCUUUUCUUGCGGUGGUGGUCACGUCGGGUAUUACGUUCACGUUUGGCGGGUUGGCGAUUAAUCCGGAAAAUGGCGCUGUCUUGCGUGCGGACCACGACCACGACCACGACCACGACGAUGACGGCAGAUCGGAGAUGGAAGGGUUGUACUGCGUCGGGGAAAUGGUCGGCGGGUUGUUUUAUCAUAAUUAUCCUGGUGGCGCGGGUUUGACUGCGGGGGGCGUUUUUGGGAGACGGGCGGGGAGAGCUGCUGCUGUUGCUGCUCGAGUACAGCAGGGGAUGGAUUGAUGAUUACAUGUACCUUUUUUUGUUGGAGAGAGUACAUGUAUGGCAUUAUUAUAUAUACAUGAAGUACAGGAC
Messenger RNA from Sphaerulina musiva SO2202, 2226 nucleotides. Its product is annotated as FAD/NAD(P)-binding domain-containing protein. The transcript has 3 exons. Bases 1 to 2154 code for a protein of 717 amino acids. Lineage: Eukaryota; Fungi; Ascomycota; Dothideomycetes; Mycosphaerellales; Mycosphaerellaceae. The record is from RefSeq and is a predicted model, not a curated record.